AUGGAUUAUCCCGAGGGCACGAUUAGACGAUCAUAUAGUGCAAGUGAACUGAUGAGAUUUCGUUCACUCCCUAGGCAAUGGAUUAUACCUAAUCAAGAAGUAUUGUCAAAAUUAAAAUAUCUAGGAAUAUUAAACUUUAGAAGAGCGCGAGCAGGGAUUAAAACACACAAUGGACACCGAAGAAUUAAAAAGCAAACUUGUGUAAAUCUCUCAAAUCUUAUAUAUCCAAAACGAUGUAAUACUCUAAGCAAUUUUACAGAGAAUGUUACCUGCUUGACUGUAAAUUGCCGAUCAUUAGUCAGAAAAGAUGUACUUGUUGGACAACUGCUCCGUGAACAGAAAGUUGACUUUGCCAUUCUGACCGAAACCUGGUAUUCUGAUGAAAAACAAUAUCAAUUUGAGACCUCGGAUCUGAACCAAAAUGGUUACAAAAUCAGUGUUUCAAACCGUCAAAACAGAAUUGGCGGUGGUGUUGCCCUUACAUGUCGUAGUGGUGUUAACAUGCGUAGACUGCUUUCCGGUGCAAAAUCAAGCUUUGAGUACGGAGUGUGGCAAUUAAUCUUCAAAAGCAUUACAAUUCACUGUGUUGGUAUAUAUAGACCUCCAUCUUUGGCAACACCAAAUCAAUUUGUGACAGAAUUCUUUCAGUUCCUAGAAGACAUAGUUCCGAAGUAUUUAAAUCUAAUGAUUAUGGGAGAUUUUAACUUACACAUUCAUGAUGACAGUAGCGCUGUUUCAGAGUUCAAUAAUUCCCUGUUUGCUCUCGGUUUGCUACAACAUGUUGACUUUCCAACUCAUGUGCACGGCCAUAGUCUUGAUCUAGUGAUCACCGAACUCGCAAAUGGCGUUGAUCUACUCUCAUGUGAACCAGGUCCGUUUUUGUCAGACCACUGUGCUGUUAAAGUAGUCACGAGGGUAAAAAAGGAGAACAUUGUGAGCAAAUCUAUUUCUUUCCGGCACUUUAAAGAUAUGGACAACGAGGGUUUCGCUAACGACCUUAAUCAAAUGGCAAUAUGUACUGAUUCUGUGGAAAAUUUUGUUGACCAGUUUGAGACUGAGAUCGAGAAACUCCUUAAUACACAUGCACCUAUGAAAGAGAAAAUUCAAAUAUGUAGAGCACCGAAGCCCUGGUUCAGUGAAAGUAUUAUGUCCCUGAAACGAGUGAUGCGUCGAUCAGAGAGACUUUGGCGCAAACAUCGGCAACCCAAGGACUAUGAAAUUUAUAAGUCCGCACUUCACAAAUAUCACUAUGAACUUAGAAAUGUGAAACAAUUAACACUUAGUCAGAAGGUAAUUGAAUCAAAAGGUAACUCUAAAAAGCUUUAUCAAUUUGUGAAAGAUCUUACCGGAAGCAAGUCAGAAAACCCAAUGCCACCCGUGGAAGAUGAAAACACCCUUGCGGAUAAAUUCGCAGACCAUUUUAUGGACAAGAUCAAGAAGAUACGCGAGUCUCUGAAAGAUUUUGAAAACUAUAAACCUUUGGUCAAAGACGUACCACCGUUUGGAUCUUUCGAAAGUCUUUCAGAGGAUGAGAUUAAAAUGCUCAUAAGUCAGUUACAAACUAAAUCUUGUGAGCUUGACAUUUCUGCCCACCAAAGUAUUGAAAUCAUUUCUCAAUGA
Messenger RNA from Ruditapes philippinarum (Manila clam), 1620 nucleotides. RefSeq lists its product as uncharacterized. Gene Ontology annotation, molecular function: catalytic activity. NCBI's taxonomy places the organism in Eukaryota, Metazoa, Mollusca, Bivalvia, Venerida, Veneridae. Bases 1 to 1620 code for a protein of 539 amino acids. The transcript has a single exon. The record is from RefSeq and is a predicted model, not a curated record.